AUGGGAGAUCAUGAACCACUUAAUUUUCUAUGUCGUUCGUAUCAACCAGCAUUAAGGUCCAUUGCACCCAGUCCCAUGAUCACUCGUACACCUUCUCGUAAACCCGUAUCACGAUCACAUACCAAGCAAGUACCCUUAUUUCAGGGCAAUUUCGUGUUGGAUUGUCCCGUUCCACAACGUCUGAUGGAAGCCAGUGCACGUAAAGAAAGUGAGUUCACAUCCAUGCGUUAUUCAGCUGUCACUUGUGAUCCCAAUGAUUUUCAACAACAGAAUUAUACCUUAUUACCUCAGCUUAUGCAACGUGAAACGGAGCUUUUUAUCGUCAUGACCAUGUACAAUGAAGAUCAUGUCUUGUUUUGUCGAACGAUGCACGGUGUCAUGAAAAAUAUUGCACAUUUAUGCUCUAGGAGUCGAUCCAAGGUAUGGAACACGGAAGGCUGGAAAAAAGUAGUGGUAUGUAUUGUAGCGGACGGAAGAAAGAAGUGUGAUCCUCGCGUUCUGGAUGUCUUAACAGCUAUGGGCGUGUAUCAAAAGGGAGUGGCUAAAAACAUGGUGAACGAUAAACCUGUACAAGCACAUUUAUAUGAGUAUACAACACAGGUGUCAGUGGAUGCCGACAUGAAGGUGCGAGGUGCUGAAAAGGGCAUUGUGCCUGUACAAGUGCUGUUUUGUCUAAAAGAACAAAACGCAAAAAAGAUUAAUUCGCAUCGUUGGUUCUUUAAUGCGUUUGGUUCGAUCUUGAAGCCCAACAUUUGUGUCUUGCUCGAUGUAGGAACAAGGCCUGGUAAUUCAUCCAUCCAUCAUUUAUGGAAAUCGUUUGAUAUUAAUGAAAACGUGGGUGGCGCAUGUGGUGAGAUUUGUGUGAUGAAGGGUACGGCAUGGGUUGAUCUAUUAAAUCCGUUGGUGGCAGCACAAAACUUUGAAUACAAAAUGUCAAAUAUUUUGGAUAAACCAUUGGAAUCUGUGUUUGGGUACAUUUCAGUUUUACCAGGUGCUUUUUCCGCCUACAGAUAUGCGGCGUUACAAAACGAUGUGAAUGGAUUGGGACCACUUCAAAAGUAUUUUCUAGGGGAGAAACAUGAUGAUGCCGAGAACGCAGAUAUUUUCACAGCCAAUAUGUAUCUUGCCGAAGACCGUAUUCUGUGCUUUGAAUUAGUAGCUAAAAAGCAUCAAAAGUGGGUAUUGAAAUAUGUACAGACCGCCUUUGGAGAAACGGACUGUCCAGAUCAGUUACCCGAGUUUAUUUCUCAACGUCGACGUUGGUUAAAUGGUAGUUUCUUUGCUGCUGUGUAUUCACAAUGGCAUUUUUCAAGGAUUUGGUGUACAGAUCAUUCGUUGGGCAGAAAGAUGAUGUUGUCUACCGAGUUCUUUUUUAAUUUCAUUAACUUGGUCUUUAGUUGGCUGGGUCUGGGGAAUUUUUAUUUGACGUUUUAUUUCGUCACUAAAUCAUUGGCUUCACCAGAAAUGGAUCCCUUUGGUCAUGGGUGGGGCGAUCGUAUCUUUCUUACCUCGAGGUACUUGUAUGUCUUUUUGCUCAUUACUCUCUUUAUCUGCUCCAUGGGUAACCGACCGCAAGGUUCAAAAUGGAUGUUUAUUAUCUCGGUGAUUGCUUAUGGAUUCAUUAUGAUGUACACUUCAUUCGCGGGUGCAUGGCUUGCCUACAAGAGUUUUGCUAAAGGCAUGUCACAACCUGGUUGGGAUCAAUCCAACGCACUGGGUAAUCUUGGUUUAUUAUUGGGUCAAUCUGAAUUUCAAGGCGUGGUGAUUUCCUUGUUGGCGACGUAUGGUUUAUACGUGGUUGCUAGUGUAUUAUAUAUGGAUCCAUGGCAUAUGAUUACUAGUUUCUCUCAGUAUAUAUUUUUAUUACCUACCUAUGUCAACAUUUUAAAUGUGUAUGCCUUUUGUAAUAUCCAUGAUGUCAGUUGGGGUACAAAGGGAGAUAACUCCACGACGAUGGAUCUUGGUGUAGCAAGUAAAGCUACCACUGGAGAAAAAGGGAUCGAAACAGUUGAAAUUGAGCUGGAAGAUGGACUUGAUUUCAUUGAACAAAACUAUGAUGAAGCACUAGAGAGUCUUAUGAUGAAACCCGAAGCCGUGCGCGAGAGUCGAGCACCUAAGACUAAGCAAGAUGAUUAUUACCGUGGGUUUCGUACACGACUUGUGCUAAGUUGGAUUGGCUGUAACGUAUUUCUGGUAGCACUUGUUACGAGCGGUAGUUUACAGAUUUUCUUUAGUAACAAUGAACAAAAAAAGACAGCUGAAGAGUACCAAAAUGCAAUUGGAGCAGCAUAUACUGGCUUUAUAUUGUGGAUGGUUGCUGGUAUGGCUUUAUUUCGAUUUACAGGUAGUCUACUCUAUCUUCAUUUUUGGGGACCUGUCGCCAAUUGGGGUCUUCCUCUUGCAGCUAUCUCUGAUAUCAAAAAGGAUCCCAGUAUGAUUUCUGGCAACAUGACACUUGCCAUGGUGUGUUAUUCUGGUCUUUUCAUGAGAUUUGCAUUGGCUGUGAAGCCCGUCAACUACUUGUUGUUUGGUUGUCAUGCCACCAACAGUGUUGCUCAAAUGGUUCAAGGGUACCGUUACAUCCAAUACCAAUAUUUGGGUGGUAAGGAAAAGACUGAAGCAUCCAAGCCCAUCACCUCUGCUUAAACAAAUAAUAAACAUGUUUUAGAUUUCUAAUGUAGU
Molecule: messenger RNA, 2682 nt
Organism: Mucor mucedo
Lineage: Eukaryota; Fungi; Mucoromycota; Mucoromycetes; Mucorales; Mucoraceae
Product: chitin synthase 1
Exons: 9
Coding region: 1-2646 (881 amino acids)
Biological process (GO): pyruvate import into mitochondria
Cellular component (GO): cell periphery; mitochondrial inner membrane; cell septum
Molecular function (GO): chitin synthase activity
Source: RefSeq, a predicted model, not a curated record